CUCCCAACUGCCAGACUCUCUCUCUCUCUCAAAAGUCUAAACUCACACAGUGACAUGACACCAUUAUAAAUUGGGACUUCUUCACCUCAUUCCUCUUUUUCCCUUUAUUCUUCAAUCUUCUGUUGUUAUCUGUGGAUUCUCAUCUCUUUUGCUGGUAACCAAACAGAGCUUGAUUCUCUCUCUCUAUCUGUGUAUUUGCAAGCAUGGGGUUUGAAGACUUGGAGCCCAUAUUCGGCGAGCCGAAGGUGGAAUGGGACCAGGGCCAAGACUCGGUUAAGCUGCGUCCGUUUUUGUUCCACGUUUCUGCUUCUGAUCCUUCACACCUUAGAAUCCAUGUCACUGAUUUCCACUCCAGUACGUGGGAGGCCGUUAAGUCGGUUGUGCAGCUUGAAGACAUGAGGGAUAACAUUGGAAUAGGGGGCUCUUGGUCUGAGUUUGUUGACUAUGUUAUAGCUUCCAUAAAAUCUGAAGAUUUAAAGCUUGUUAUGGAGGGACAUUCUAGCUCUGGUGGUGCUGCGUAUGCAAAAUUAGUUGGUCAGAAAUUGAAAGGAAUGCCACUAAUUUCCAUUCCUCUCACAAAACUUGUGGACACUGCUGCUAGUGAGGCUAUGGCAAAUCUGUCUCUGGAGCUCUUCAAAGCUUUCAAAAACAUGCGGCAUUCAUUAGUAGAAGAGCAAGAGCGAACUUUUCAGUUGACAAAAGUGAUAUCGGCCGAGAAGGAAAGGAAUGAAACUAUACAGAGCCAACUGGAUUACUACUCAAAGAGGCAAAAGUUUCAAAAGAAGAAUGGCACAGACAAAGCAGAUGUUUCUGCUCCUCCUAUGAGUAAUGGUUUGCAAAAUUCUCCAGACAAGCUAAAAGCUCAAGAUGCAAACUCAACAAAAGUUGUCAACCGUGUUGUACCAGCAUAUCGCAGGGCAAAAGUAAGAGGUGCUUUUCUGCAGGAUGCUGAAGAUGACAAAGAUAGCUAGACACUAAAGAUUUUGGAAAAUUUUGUUCACUGUUCUGUAAAUAAAAGGUUUUGAGGUUUAGAACUCUAGUUCUGAUCAAUUACUACCAAGAAAAAGAAUUCAGUGGCAGAUAGGUCCCAACUAUCUAUUAGUAUCAUGAUUCGCUUUUCUUUAUGCAAAUGAAAAUUGGUUAAUUUUUCCUUUCA
Messenger RNA from Quercus robur (English oak), 1156 nucleotides. RefSeq lists its product as uncharacterized. The transcript has 8 exons. The record is from RefSeq and is a predicted model, not a curated record. NCBI's taxonomy places the organism in Eukaryota, Viridiplantae, Streptophyta, Magnoliopsida, Fagales, Fagaceae. Bases 204 to 971 code for a protein of 255 amino acids.